This is a messenger RNA of Triticum dicoccoides, 5215 nucleotides long. Its product is annotated as disease resistance protein RGA5-like. The coding region runs from base 400 to 4860 and encodes 1486 amino acids. Gene Ontology annotation, biological process: MAPK cascade; protein phosphorylation. The transcript is spliced from 12 exons. The record is from RefSeq and is a predicted model, not a curated record. Gene Ontology annotation, cellular component: cytoplasm. Gene Ontology annotation, molecular function: MAP kinase kinase kinase activity; ATP binding; ADP binding. Lineage: Eukaryota; Viridiplantae; Streptophyta; Magnoliopsida; Poales; Poaceae.
UCUCGACAGCCCAAAAAAUAUCUCAGUAGACUCGCUCCGUCACCGCGGCGGAGUUUCUCCGUCGUAUUCUACCGGUGCCCUCCUGUGCCCAAAAAAUCCUCUUGGUCUGGCCGCCGCGCCUCAUUUCCACCCAUCUAGAGCGGCAGCAGCCCUCGCCGGUCCUCGCCGUCGACGAGGUCCGCGCCGGCCGUCGUCCCUACCCCGGGGUCCCCGGCUACAUCGAUUUGGGGAUUUCUGAUUUGGUGUGGGGAAGAGGGGAGUCCGGCGGGGAAAAGGUGCAGGGCGGAGAGAAGACAAUUCCUUACCGGAGGGUCCUUCAAUUCAUGCUAAACUUUAGAGCAGAUUGAGAUGACUUCUUCUCCGUUCUUCUCCAUGCUUGGAUUUUUCAGAUAGAUAGAGAUGAGUUCUUCUCUGUUCGCCGCGAGCGCCAUGGAGGCUCCGAUGAGCUCUUCCCUGGGUGCCAUGGGCCCCCUUCUCAGGAAGCUGCAUGCGCUGCUGGCCCCCGACUACCGGCUGCCCAAGCCACUGAAGCACGGAAUCGAGCUCCUCAAGGAAGAUCUCGAAGAAUUAAGCGCCGACCUGUUGGAGCAGUCAAUGGCGGAUACCCCCAACCACAAGGCAGUAUACUGGAUGGAUGAGGUGCGUGAACUUUCCUAUGAAGCAGAGGACUGCAUCGACGACAUGAUGCUGAGGCACACCGGCGACGGCGCCAAGACCAGACCCGUCCGCAGCCACAGGGUCAGUCGUGUCAAGGUGUCUCGGCUUUUCAAGUCGCUCAAGCCGUCCACAAGGGUUUCCAAGAUCGCAGAGCUCAGGACCCUGGUGCUGGAGGCAAGUGAACGGCGUGAGAGGUAUCAUCUUGAUGACUGUGCCUCGAGUUCUAGCCGUGUGUUCACUGGGCACAAUCGGGUUCCAGGCCUAUAUGGACAGCUGACGGGUUUCCUUGUUGGUGUCGAUGACCUGAAGAUUAAGCUUACCAAGUGGCUUACUGAGGAUGCUGAUCAGCAACUGAAAGUGAUGUGUAUAGAUGGACCUGCAGGGGUUGGCAAGACCACGCUGGCGAAACAGCUGUACCGUGAGCUUGGAGAGCAGUUUGACUGCUGGGCUUUUGUGCGGGCAUCGCGGAUGUCAGACACAAAGAGACUACUCGGGGACAUCCUCUCUCAAGUUCAGCGUUGUCGACUGCCCUCUUAUUCCUGCGAGGUGCAAAAUCUCAUUGACAAUCUCAUGAAAUAUCUCCAAGAUAAGAGAUACUUUAUAGUCAUUGAUGAUCUGUGGGAAACAACAACAUGGGAUAUUGUUAAAAGCGCUUUUCCGGAUGGUAAAAAUUACAGUAGAAUAAUAACAACAGCAGAAACUGACAGUGUAGCUCUGGAAUGUUGUGGUUAUCAGUCUGAUAAUAUUUUGAAAAUGAAACCCCUUGGCAGCCAUGCCUCUGCAGAAUUGUUCUUCAGUAUUGUUUUUGGCUCUGAACAUCGGUGUCCUGAUCAAUUGAAGGAAGUUUCAGAUAGAAUCAUUAGAAAGUGUGGUGGUUUGCCACUAGCAACCAUCUGUAUUGCUGGUCUCUUAGCAAGUCAGAUGGAUAACUCUGAGCUAUGGCAUCAUCUGCAGAAAUGUUUAUGCUCCAAAUUAAGUACAAGUCCUACUUUGGAAGAGAUGCUGAAAGAAGUACUAAACCUUAGCUACAGUAGUCUUCCUUAUUAUUUGAAGACAUGCUUGCUGUAUCUUACUAUGUAUCCGGAGGGGUACACGAUGUGGAAGGUUGAUUUGUUGAAGCAAUGGAUAUCUGAAGGUUUCAUUACUGCAAAGGAAGAAAAAGAGGUAGAGGAAAUGGCAGAUAGCUAUUUUUAUGAGCUUGUCAACAGGGGAAUGAUCCAACCUGAGCAAAUUAACCAUAAUGAUGAGGUGUAUUCCUGUACAAUGCACCACACUGUACGUGAUCUUAUUAUGUACAAGUCCAAAGAAGAGGAUUUUAUCACUUCCAUAGAUUAUUCAAAAGCCAUCACAGGAAAUUCUAAUAUGGUCCGUCGACUUUCUCUCCACUUUAGCAGUGCCAAAUAUGCGACCAAGCCAUCAGGUGUAAUACUGUCGCAAUCGCGAUCACUUUUCUUUUUUGGACUUCUCAGAUGUUUGCCUUCUGAUGUGGAGUUUAAGUUGCUGCGAGUUCUGACCCUUGAGUUUUGGGGUAACCAAUAUGGGCAUACAAGUCUCAACCUCACAAGAAUUUGCAGUUUGGUUCACCUCAGAUAUUUGAAGAUUUCAUGCGAUAUGAUUGUAGAACUACCAGCCCAGAUGCAAGGACUACGAUACAUGGAAACACUGGAAAUAAAUGCAAGAAUAUCUUCUGUUCCAUUGGAUAUCAUUGAUCUCCCGGGCUUAUUGCAUCUAUCUCUUCGAGAUGAGAGAAAUCUACCUGAUGGGAUUGGCCGCAUCAGAUCUCUGCGUACACUACAGUAUUUUGACCUUGGCAAUAACUCUGAAGACAAUGUACUGAGCCUUUGUGGCUUGAUGAACCUGCAAUAUCUUCAUCUCACCUAUUCCACAGUGCAGUCUGAUGAGCAUCUGAAGAGAAACAUGGUAGCUUUGGCCUCUUCUGUUAUCAAGCUUGUUAACCUCAAAUCUGUCAUUCUGGCUCCUGGAGCUUUAAGCACAGCCAUUUACCAUGAUGUCUUGAGCAGCGUUUCCUCUCCUCCCGUCUUUCUUCAGGGUCUUCAGAGACUUGAUUUGUUGCCCCCAAUUUGCAUGUUUUCCAGGGUUCCCAAGGAUAUUGGAGCAGUUCGCAAACUUUGCUAUUUGAGUCUUGUGGUCCGUGAACUACGAAGGAAUGAUAUUGACAGCAUCACAGGAUUGCCUGCCCUCACUGUUCUUUCAUUGUAUGUCCGGCAACCCCCUGCAGAAAGCAUCAUCUUCAACAAUGGGGUGUUCCCUGCUCUCAAGUAUUUCAAAUACAUGUGCGGUGUACUGUGCCUGGUCUUCCAGGAAGGAGCAUUGCCCAAUGUUCAUAGGCUCAAGCUAGGUUUCAAUGCCCGCAAAGGACAGCAGUAUGAUGUUUUGCUUGCCGGCAUUCAGCACUUGAUAAACCUGAAGAAGAUUGAUGGAAUAAUUGGGGCAGCCAAGGGUGCUGAGGAACCCGACAGAGGUGCUGCAGAGUCUGCGUUCAAGGACACCAUUCACAAGCAUUCAAGGUUUCCUAGUUACGUCAACGUAAAAAGGGUAGAUUGGGUUGAGGAAGAGAACGAGCCAAGGACCGAAGUUAACAGCUCAUCAAGUAAAUGUCAUGAAAUUCUACAAGAACAGCGUGGGGUAAAUGAGACCGAGGAAGAUACAAAGCAGUUUGCUGAUAGCGGGGUGACAAAUCAGAUCAUGCAGGUGUCUCCUCAGCAUAUGGAUUUAUGCGCAGCCGAUACAAAGCUGACUAUGCCUAGUAAUAACAGAAUGUCAUUUCCUGAAAAGUUAGAUGAUAGUAUUGCAGCUGAAGCAGUGAGCUUUUCAUGUACUACAUCAUCUGGUUCGAGUCCAAAAUCAUCGUCAGCUCCAUCAUCUCAUCACUCUUUACCUGAAACAUAUACAUGGGAUCCGGAGGGAUCUCCUUGGUCAAGGGCAUUGAGCAGUCCUUCUCUUACGCCAAGGAAUACCAGUGCCCCUCAAUCAGCUAUGCAUCCGAUGUUAUCCCCAGAAGAUCAUAUUUCACGCACUGAAGGCACCUGGAGUACUGCAAUUCACCCCUUACCACUUCCUCCCAGUGCUAUAAGCCAAGUGAAAGCAACUCUCAGCAACCAACCCGCUCCAAAAGUUGAAAUGUCCUUAGUAGCUGGUCAAUGGGAAAAGAGAAAACUUAUAGGCAGUGGUACAUUUGGUGAUGUAUAUGAAGCUACCAACAGGCAUACUGGAGCUCUUUGUGCAGUGAAAGCGAUCAGUAUUCCUAAUGAUUCUAAAUCUGCUGAGUCCUUGAAGCAAUUAGAUCAGGAAAUAAAGCUUCUAAGCCAAUUUAAGCAUGAGAACAUAGUUCAGUAUUAUGGUAGCGAAACUAUAGAAGGCCACCUCUACAUUUACAUGGAGUAUGUUCAUCCUGGUUCAAUUAAUAAGUAUAUCCAACAACAUUGUGGAGCAAUAACAGAAUCGAUUGUCUGCAACUUCACUCACCAUAUUCUUAGGGGUUUAGCAUUUUUGCAUGGCCAAAAUAUUAUGCAUAGGGAUAUCAAAGGAGCAAAUGUGCUAAUUGAUGGUAACGGUGUUGUUAAAUUGGCUGACUUUGGAACGGCUAAGCAUUUAAGUACUGCAGCUCCUAAUCUUUCAUUGAAGGGAACACCAUACUGGAUGGCCCCAGAGAUGGUUCGGGCUACACUUGUUAAAGACGUAGGCUAUGAUUCUGCUGUUGAUAUAUGGAGUCUUGGUUGCACCAUUAUCGAGAUGUUCAAUGGAAAACCUCCUUGGAGCGAUUAUGAACGGAUUGCUGCAGUGUUCAACGUUAUGAAUAAGGACCCACCACUUCCUGACAAUUUAUCACAUGAGGCAAAGGAUUUUCUGGAAUGCUGUUUCAAGAGGAAUCCAGCAGCGAGGCCGAGCGCAAGCGAGUUGUUGACCCAUCCAUUUAUCAGGGAUUCAAGUCAUUGCAGCAAGCAUGUUCAAGAAGUCAUUAUUGCAGGCUGUGAGGAAGUCAUUCGAGCAAGCUGUGACACAUCCUUGACAAGGAAAACUACAACUAGUGGAGCAAAUGAUGCUAGGCCUUCCGAAUCAUUAGCUUCACGAUUAACUUCACAACCAGUCCAGAAUAUUCCUCCAAGUGCGAUCUCUCAUCCCAAAUCUAUUGUUAGCAACAGCAACGAGACAGGCUACGACUUAAGAGCCAUGAGAUCAUGAGCCCCAUUGCGCCCCAUUGCGCCCCAACAAUGAAAACUUCGCUGACAUCUGUCUACCAAAGCCUUUUCUUGUUCUACCAGGGAGAGAUUCUCUCCAGCAAGCCACCAAUCUCCCAAAUAGUUUAUGGAAGGAGUUCACGAUGAUUCUGCUCUACAGUUUUGUUUCAGAAUUACUGAUGAUGCAUGCUUGUAAUGUAUGUUUAAUAUGUGGCUUUGUUUGCCUGCCUGCUAGGUGCUAGAUGCUUCAGUCAUUCCGGACAUAUGCUUGAUAAGAUUUCUCAAUCAUUGCUGAUUGCCUGUCAUAUUUUGAUGAGAUGUCUCGGUUAUCUCAAAAAUUGAAGAGGUUUACUGCGUCA